Messenger RNA from Aegilops tauschii subsp. strangulata, 1961 nucleotides. Its product is annotated as protein NRT1/ PTR FAMILY 8.3. The record is from RefSeq and is a predicted model, not a curated record. Gene Ontology annotation, cellular component: membrane. Gene Ontology annotation, biological process: transmembrane transport. Lineage: Eukaryota; Viridiplantae; Streptophyta; Magnoliopsida; Poales; Poaceae. Gene Ontology annotation, molecular function: transmembrane transporter activity.
GGCGAGCAAAGAAAAAGUUCACAGAGGAAGCGAGCUAGCUUAGCUAGGUGAUUCCUUCACAGACCACUUCCGCUUCCAACAAAUCCAUCACCUCGUCGGCGACAUGGACGCCUUGGAGAGAGGCGAGCGCGCGCCGCUCCGGCCUGAGAGUCAAGGCCCAAAGGUACAAGAAGAUGAUAGCCUGCAGCUGCAGGUGCCGCUCCUCAAGCACAAGAAGCGCGGCGGCAGCAAGGCACCCGCAGUGAUUCUAUUGUUCGAAUGCCUGGAGAGCACGGCGUUCAAUGGUAUCUCCACAAACCUGGUGGUGUACCUGGAGACCGUCCUCCAUGGCACCAACCUCGCCAGCGCCUCCAACGUCGCCACCUGGUUCGGCACCAGCUACCUCACCCCCGUUUUCGGCGCCAUCAUCGCCGACACCUUCUGGGGCAACUAUAACACCAUCCUCGUCUCCCUCGUUGUCUACCUCCUCGGCAUGAUGAUCGUCACCUUCUCCGCCUUCGUCCCCACGACCACGCCGGCGCUGUGCGUGGCGGGUGCCUCGUGCACCGGCACCGCCGGCACGUGGGGGCUGAGCUCGCAGAUCGUGGCUUUUGUGGGGCUGUACCUCGUUGCGAUCGGGUGUGGCGGGGUGCGAUCGUCGCUGCUGCCGUUCGGAGCGGAGCAGUUCGACGACGACAGCGCGGCGGACCGGGAGGGCAAGACGUUCUUCUUCAGCUGGUUCUACCUAUGCGUGAGCUUCGGCCCCAUCAUCUCCGGUGUGUUCCUCGUCUGGAUCCAACAGAAUGUCAGCUGGGGCCUCGGCUUCGGCAUCGCCACCGCCUGCAUCGCGCUCGCCUUCGUGCUUGCCACGCCCUUGUACAAGCGCCGCAUGCCCGCCGGCACGCCGCUCAAGAGCCUCUACCAAGUCGUCGCUGCCGCGUGCAAGAAGAUCAGCGUCAAGGUGCCCGCCGAAGCCGGACACCUCUACGAGGUCAGCGACAAGAUCGACUCGCCCCAGCCCAAGAUCGCGCACACCAGCGACUUCAAGUUCCUCGACAAGGCGGCCAUCGUCACGGAGUCAGACAUGGAGGAGAGGCCGGAGGCAGCGACCUCGUGGAAGCUGUGCACCGUGACUCAGGUGGAGGAGCUCAAGAUCCUCCUCCGCCUGCUGCCCGUGUGGAUCACCAGCGUCAUCAUGUCAUCGGCCUUCUCGCAGAUGAACACCACGUUCGUGCAGCAGGGCAGCGCCAUGGAAAUGACCAUCCUGUCGGUGCCGGUGCCCGCGGCGUCGCUGGCCUCCUUCGAGGUGAUCUGCGUCAUGACAUGGGUGCUCCUCUACAACAAGGUGAUCGUGCCGGCGUUGAGGAGCUUCUCCACGAGCGGUGACGGCGAGCCUGUCAGGGAAUUCAGCCCCUGGAUCACUCAAACGCACGCGAUCUGGUGGACACGAAGAACACGAACGCACGCGAGACACAGAAGGCGAGCACACAGGUUUUGGCGACGCGCACUAAGUGCGUCUUUUCUGUUUCUUUCCUUAUUCUCUUAGGCAACACGUACAACAGAUCGUAGCCUAUUCCAUUGCUAAGUUUCCACUCGAUCCUAUUCACCCGUGCCAUCCCACGGAAGAUCGCUCGGAAGCUGACCAGGACUACUACGACUCAACCUAAUCCUGUGCGUGCGCAUGCACACGUGACAGGCCCUAUCUUAUUUGCAACAAGCAAACUAUAAACUGGAACACUACGGACACAUGCUACAUCACAGCAACGUGCCAUCCUACAGGAACGUGAAAACCAAUGUAACAGAAACCAAGAAAUGCAACGAGGUUAAUUUCAUGACAUUCUCUCCCUUAACCUUGUUGCUCUUUCUCUAGCGCCUUCAUCCCCAUCUUCUCCUUCAUCUCAUGGAAUUUCACUCUCCCCAAAGACUUUGUAAGGAUGUCAGCAAGCUGGUUUUCAGUUCUCACAUGCUCAACAUUGACCUUG